CCUUGUCCAUCCCUAUGUGGAAUUAUUAAAAAAAGCAUUUGCUCCUAAGUGUGAAAAAGGAGAAAGCUAUGACACAUAUCUUAACUUAAUAUAUGGACAACAAUGUAAAGAUGGUGAUGAAGAAGAAUUUGAUAGUUUAGUUAGUGAUAAUGAUGAAAUUCCAUCUGGUGGUUCCCGACGGCAUUGGCAAUAUACCCAUUGUCAAUUUUGGAAAAGAAUAUUGAUAACUAAGGGAAGAGGAAGAGGAAAAGGUAGAAAGAGAACAAUUAGCCAGCGAAAAGAUGCUAAAAAUGAAACAAAUGUAGAUGAGUUUAAUCAAAUCGAAUCAUUACCGGCUGCUAAUACUGUUGGUCUUCAAAAAGUUCGAGCAGCAAUCUUUUUAUCAUUAGAUGAAUUAUAUUCAAAUCGCAACAAUAUUGGACCCCAAUUUAAAGACUUUAAAUGGGAUGAUAUAUUUGAAGAAAAAGAAAAGUCUCUUGAAUUACUACAAAAUCUAUAUGAUUCCAUGAAAGAGGAUUCCCAACCCAGAGAUAUGAGUAUGCAACAACAAAUGACUUUUUAUGAUUAUUCAGAUGAUGAUGAUUUUUUUAAAGCUUUGGAAAAUAAAGUGGGUGGUAGUGCGUCUGUAGCUGCAGAGGAUGAAGUUUUACGUUAUAUAGGAAUUCGGCAGAUUAAUAUUGAUCAGGAUCCUUUAAAGUGGUGGGACAUGAAUAAAAGUGAGUUUCCUGUUCUAUCUCAUCUUGCACAAAAGUAUUUGUCAAUUCCCGCUACUUCUGUGCCAAGCAAGAGAUCGUUUUCAACCGCUUGUAAUUACAUAUCCGCAAAACGUACUCAACUAUCGCCAGACUUGGUUAAUCAG
This is a messenger RNA of Racocetra persica, 859 nucleotides long. The record is from the annotation of a GenBank genome assembly. NCBI's taxonomy places the organism in Eukaryota, Fungi, Glomeromycota, Glomeromycetes, Diversisporales, Gigasporaceae.